AUGAUUGGUCUAAUACCAUCUUUACGUUCCCAAUUGCUUGGAUCUACCUCAAGAUGUCUCUUCCAUACCGCUGCACUAUUAAGAGCUGAAGAAGCAGGAUCUAAAUUGACCAAAGAACAACUCAGGAAAAGAGAAGUACGUAGAGCCGCAAGACGUAAAGUGGAAGCAAAAAAACCUGCACAUACUCAUCCAUUGUAUAUGCCUACACCAUUAGCAUUGAGAUAUCUGCGCGCAGUUGAAGUAGGUUACCCAGCGUCUCAACAGGUUAUUACUGUGACAACAUCCGUAGUGGCAGAUAGAGGUAAUCCACCAAUAGCUGGAAAUGUCUCGCUACCAAGUCCUCUAAAGGAUGUACUUGUAGCAGUAUUCAGUAAUGAUGAACAACAAUUAAGCAUGGCAAGAGACAAAUUCCGUUGUCACCUUGUGGGUGGAUCAGAUAUAAUUGCUAAGAUUAAACAAGGCGAAAUUCCAGUCGAUUUUGAUAAGGCAUUUGCUACACCUGAUAUAGCUCAAGAGCUCACAUCUCAAGUAGCACGUAUAUUGGGACCUAAACAAGUUCUUCCCAUGGCGAAAAGAGGUACAGUGGCAUCGGAUUUAGAACCCCUAAUCAAGGAUAGUUUUGGUUCCAUACCGUUUAGACAAAAGGGUAAUUCAAUUAGUCUUGCGGUGGCUAAGUGUGAAUUUUCUGAUCGUCAAGUACUAGAAAAUCUAUUAGCUGUCCAAACCGCCUUCAAGGAAGCUGUAUCGAAUCAAAAGGCAAAAAGACCAAGUAUCUUGGGUAGAACCACGUUGACAACGACUCACGGUCCUGGGAUUGUUAUCGAUUUGGUAUGA
Zygosaccharomyces rouxii is the source of this 834-nucleotide messenger RNA. RefSeq names its product mitochondrial 54S ribosomal protein uL1m (gene MRPL1). The transcript has a single exon. Gene Ontology annotation, molecular function: RNA binding; structural constituent of ribosome. Bases 1 to 834 code for a protein of 277 amino acids. Lineage: Eukaryota; Fungi; Ascomycota; Saccharomycetes; Saccharomycetales; Saccharomycetaceae. Gene Ontology annotation, biological process: translation. Gene Ontology annotation, cellular component: large ribosomal subunit. The record is from RefSeq and is a predicted model, not a curated record.